This is a messenger RNA of Physeter macrocephalus (sperm whale), 1365 nucleotides long. RefSeq names its product ERGIC and golgi 3 (gene ERGIC3). Gene Ontology annotation, cellular component: endoplasmic reticulum; endoplasmic reticulum membrane; COPII-coated ER to Golgi transport vesicle. The coding region runs from base 51 to 1217 and encodes 388 amino acids. Gene Ontology annotation, biological process: retrograde vesicle-mediated transport, Golgi to endoplasmic reticulum; endoplasmic reticulum to Golgi vesicle-mediated transport. Lineage: Eukaryota; Metazoa; Chordata; Mammalia; Artiodactyla; Physeteridae. The record is from RefSeq and is a predicted model, not a curated record. The transcript has 14 exons.
GGGAGGCUGCAGGGGCGGGUCGGUUGGCGUCCUCUUUCCGGCUGGUCCCCAUGGAGGCUCUGGGGAAGCUGAAGCAGUUCGAUGCCUACCCCAAGACUCUGGAGGACUUCCGGGUCAAGACCUGCGGGGGCGCCACGGUGACCAUUGUCAGUGGCCUUCUCAUGCUGCUACUGUUCCUGUCCGAGCUGCAGUAUUACCUCACCACUGAGGUGCAUCCUGAACUCUACGUGGACAAGUCACGGGGAGAUAAACUGAAGAUCAACAUCAAUGUGCUUUUUCCACACAUGCCGUGUGCCUAUCUGAGCAUCGAUGCCAUGGAUGUGGCUGGGGAGCAGCAGCUGGAUGUGGAACACAACCUGUUCAAAAAACGGCUAGAUAAGGAUGGCUUUCCCGUGAGCUCAGAGGCGGAACGUCAUGAGCUCGGGAAAGUUGAGAUGAAGGUGUUUGACCCUGAUUCCCUGGAUCCUAAUCGCUGUGAGAGCUGCUAUGGUGCCGAGACGGAAGACAUCAAGUGCUGUAACUCCUGUGAGGAUGUGCGGGAGGCAUAUCGCCGUCGAGGCUGGGCCUUCAAGAACCCAGACACUAUUGAGCAGUGCCGGCGAGAGGGCUUCAGCCAGAAGAUGCAGGAGCAGAAGAAUGAAGGCUGCCAGGUGUACGGCUUCUUGGAAGUCAACAAGGUGGCGGGAAACUUCCACUUUGCCCCCGGGAAGAGCUUCCAGCAGUCCCACGUGCACGUACAUGCUGUGGAGAUCCAUGACCUGCAGAGCUUCGGCCUCGACAAUAUCAACAUGACCCACUACAUCCAGCACCUGUCAUUCGGGGAGGACUACCCGGGCAUUGUGAACCCCCUGGACCACACCAACGUCACUGCACCCCAAGCCUCCAUGAUGUUCCAGUACUUUGUGAAGGUGGUGCCCACGGUGUACAUGAAGGUAGAUGGGGAGGUGCUGAGGACAAAUCAGUUCUCUGUGACCAGACAUGAGAAGGUCGCCAAUGGGCUGAUGGGCGAUCAGGGGCUUCCUGGAGUCUUCGUGCUGUACGAGCUCUCGCCCAUGAUGGUGAAGCUGACGGAGAAGCACAGGUCCUUCACACACUUCCUGACAGGCGUGUGCGCUAUCAUCGGCGGCAUGUUCACAGUGGCCGGACUCAUCGACUCUCUCAUCUACCAUUCAGCUCGAGCCAUCCAGAAGAAAAUUGAUCUAGGGAAGACAACAUAGUUGUCCGUCCCUUCCCCCCCAACAAGUCCCUGUUUUUCUUUGGCCUUGUGGUCAUUUUCCCAGCCUCUUACCCCACCCACCCCGCACACCCCCUCUGCAAAGAGUCAGUUGCAGCCCCAGGUUGGUAAAUCUAUCGAUUGUGAUAGUA